Messenger RNA from Epithele typhae, 246 nucleotides. RefSeq lists its product as uncharacterized. The record is from RefSeq and is a predicted model, not a curated record. Lineage: Eukaryota; Fungi; Basidiomycota; Agaricomycetes; Polyporales; Epitheliaceae. The annotation marks the transcript as partial. The transcript has 2 exons.
GGCCCCACGCUCCGCUACGAAUCCUCCCUCCUGCACCUCCCUGUGCCCACCAUCUUUUUCACGGCCGCCAAGUACCUCGAAUCCUCAAGGCUGCACCUCACCCCGGCCGAGUUCGCGACCACGAAGGUGGCCGUCAACGCAUUCGUUACGAAGGUCCUGCAGGAGCGCCUCCAGGCGCUCUCAGCGGACCCCGGUUGCGCGAACCGGCUUGCGGGAUGGUGGAACGAGGUCGUAUACAUGGGCUAA